Messenger RNA from Malus domestica (apple), 405 nucleotides. Lineage: Eukaryota; Viridiplantae; Streptophyta; Magnoliopsida; Rosales; Rosaceae. The record is from RefSeq and is a predicted model, not a curated record.
AUGAAGUCGUCGAGAAGGCAUUUGGAGUUGCAGGGUCCAAGGCCUGCACCUCUUAUGGUGAGCAAGAAUUCACAGAAGGUGAUGAAGAAGAAGCCAGUCGUAGUAUAUCUCAUCUCUCCCAAGAUUAUUCACGUCCAACCUGAAGAGUUUAUGGGUUUGGUUCAACGGCUCACUGGCAACAAUAAUAAUCAAGGUUAUCGAGCAUCCAAGGUUAGUAACAAUAGGGUUGCUAAUUCUCUGUCUUGCUCUUCUUGUUCCACCACUUCUUGUUCGAUCAACCAAGAAGCUUUCGUGAAGGAGAGCCUAGAGAAGCACAACAAUAAUAGGGCAGAUGAGUUCUAUGGUGAUCGUGUGCCUUUUGGAAUACCUACUACAACAACUUCCAACUUUGCCGAAAAAUUCUAG